This is a messenger RNA of Ambispora leptoticha, 1284 nucleotides long. The record is from the annotation of a GenBank genome assembly. Lineage: Eukaryota; Fungi; Glomeromycota; Glomeromycetes; Archaeosporales; Ambisporaceae.
AUGAACAAUAAAAAAAGUAUAAAAAACCAAGAAACAGGUAUUGGUUUUGAAAAAAUUUUAGAACUUAAAGAAAAAGAAAGACAAGCGGUAGAAAAAUUAAAAGAAGGUUAUUCUAGUUAUGUUCCCGGUAGUAUUCCAAAAGAGGUAAAUAUUAAACUAGAUGCUUGGAAUAUGCUAAAAGUUAAGCAAUUGCUAGCUUCUAUUACCAAUAACCAAAAAGAAGUAGCUCUCAUUAGACAAAUUCUUAAUAAUAACCAAGAUGUUGAUGGCAAAAUAGAAAAAUAUGCUAAUGUUAAAGUGCCUCAUCCUGAAUGUGAUGAGAGAGGGAUUGCUAAGUAUUAUUUCACUGACAUAAUUAUCAUUCCUGAUGAUGAAGAAAAAAUUCAAGAGAUUAUAGAAUAUAACGAAGCACCUCCGAUUAAAGAAAAGGUUGAAAUUAUUUAUAAGACCUGCCCUGAAAUGCUUUGCGGGGAUAAUCCUUGCAAAGCCCCCUUUUUAACUAUUGCUGAGGAUUUACUGAAACUAAUCAAGGAGGAUAAAGUAGAAAAAUUAAUCUUCUUAUCUGCUUACGAUAAAAGGAAAUUUCCUAAUGGAGAUGAGAGAAAAGCACAAAUAUUUAAACAGACAUUUGUUGAAGUUAAAAACAUGUAUAAAAUUUCCUGUUAUUUACGACCAAUCCCUUUUGAAAAUGAUAAUCCUUAUAUUUGUAGAGAUGUAUUAAGAAGUUUGGGAGGAGUUAGUAUACCUUUUUCAGAAAUUAAAGUCCUAACCCCUCAUUAUCCAACCAUAGAAAGUCAGCAUGAUGAAAGAAUUUUGCUAGUAAAGCAAGAAGUCAUUCCUCCUUGUUCUUGUGGCAGUGGAGUAAGCAUUGAUAUAUGUUGUGGAAUACAUUGCGAAGAACAUUCAAUUGAAGAAGUAGAAAAAUUAAUAAAUAAAGCUGAGCAAGGUCAAUGUGAAUUAAAGCUGAGUGAUGAAAUUAUGGCUGAAUAUUUAAAAGCCAAACUUAGAAUGAACGAAAAGAAUAAUAAGAUUAAAGAAAGGAUGAUUGAAUUAUGUGCCAAGAAAUUUUUAGAUAUAGAAGCAAAAGCCACAGAUAUUAGAGAAUUAGCAUUAGCAAUAAUAGAAUUGGCAAAUAUUUUAAAAGAAAUGGAAAAAUUAGACAGUGGAGAAUUAACAUUUCAUUUUGAGGAUGAAGACAAUAAACUUUAUUUAGAAAGUAAAGAUAGUGGAAGAAUAUAUCUUUUUACUUUAAAUAUUGAAGACAAUGAUAUCUCAGUUUUUUGA